Messenger RNA from Paralichthys olivaceus (Japanese flounder), 3634 nucleotides. Its product is annotated as transcriptional repressor CTCF-like. Gene Ontology annotation, biological process: regulation of DNA-templated transcription. Lineage: Eukaryota; Metazoa; Chordata; Actinopteri; Pleuronectiformes; Paralichthyidae. The record is from RefSeq and is a predicted model, not a curated record. Gene Ontology annotation, molecular function: RNA polymerase II cis-regulatory region sequence-specific DNA binding; DNA-binding transcription factor activity, RNA polymerase II-specific.
UCCCUCGGGCGCUGAGUCCGCGCAGCCGCGUCCGCUCCCAGAAGCCGCCAUUUUGUGUUAGGCCCACUCCUGUAAAGCGGGAGAAAAAUAUUAGUCCGCCGCAUAGCACCCAGGUGCCGACCACAGCGGGACUGAAGAUACCGACCGCGGGAGCCAAGACACCAAACGAAUACCAGGAGUGAAAGGAGCCGACGGGAGAGUAUCCGUUAGCCCGUUGCCAUGGAGGGCGAGGUUGUUUCCAUGGAGGCUGCUCAGGCUGCUGCUCUGGCUGCAGAUGGAAAGGUCCUGCCAGAAGGUGGAGAGGACUUGAUACAAGACGCAUCUCUAGCUCCACAGGGGGAAGUGGCUGGUAACAUGGAGAUGAUGGUGAUGGACGCUCUCGAUCCCACUCUGCUCCAAAUGAAGACUGAGGUGUUGGAGGGAGGCAGCACAGUCACUGUAACUGGUGGAGACGAGGGUCAGAUCAUCACGCUUCAGGUGGUGAACAUGGAGGAGCAGGCGGGUGCAGCAUUAGGCCUUGGUCAGCUUCAACUGGUUCAAGUACCGGUUACAACAUCUGUAGAGGGGCUCCAAGCCACGUAUGUUGAUGCAUCAUCUGCUAACAAGGAUGCAGAGCCAGUAAUCUGUCACACUCUUCCCCUGCCUGAGGGCUUCCAGGUGGUUAAAGUAGGUGCCAAUGGUGAAGUGGAGACUGUAGAGCAUGAGGAGCUUCAGGCAGCCCACGGGGAGCUUCAGGGGACCACAGAAGAAAAUGUGGAUGAGGGAGAAGCAGAAGAAAUGGAGGCACCUGUGACCCAGGAAGAUCCAGAAUGGACAAAGGACCCAGUCUAUCAGCCCAUUUCCGCUAUCCGGAAAGGAAAGAAAGGAAAAAAGAGCCGCCUACGCUAUGCAGAGGGUGAUCGUGAUAUGGAUGUUUCUGUGUAUGACUUUGAGGAGGAUCAGCAGGAAGGGAUGCUGUCAGAAGUGAAUGCUGAGAAGGUUGUGGGCAACAUGAAGCCACCAAAGCCCACCAAGAUCAAGAAGAAAGGUGUGAAGAAGACUUUCCAGUGUGAACUGUGUAGCUACACCUGUCCAAGACGCUCCAACCUGGACAGACACAUGAAGAGCCACACAGAUGAGAGACCACAUAAAUGUCACUUGUGUGGAAGAGCCUUCAGAACAGUCACACUGCUGAGGAACCACCUCAAUACGCACACAGGCACACGGCCACAUAAAUGCACAGACUGUGACAUGGCGUUUGUGACCAGCGGUGAGUUGGUGCGUCAUCGUCGCUACAAACACACACAUGAGAAACCCUUCAAGUGCUCCAUGUGUGACUAUUGCAGUGUGGAGGUGAGCAAGUUGAAAAGACACAUCCGUUCUCACACAGGGGAGCGACCCUUCCAGUGCAGCCUGUGCAGCUACGCUAGUAGAGAUACUUACAAGCUGAAGAGACACAUGAGGACACAUUCGGGUGAGAAGCCAUACGAAUGCUACAUCUGCCAUGCCCGUUUCACACAGAGCGGCACCAUGAAGAUGCACAUUCUGCAGAAGCACACAGAGAAUGUGGCAAAGUUCCACUGCCCACACUGUGAUACUGUCAUCGCACGCAAGAGUGACCUUGGUGUUCAUUUGCGCAAGCAGCACUCUUUUAUCGAGACGGGAAAGAAAUGUCGUUACUGUGACGCUGUAUUUCACGAGCGCUACGCUCUCAUCCAACACCAGAAAUCCCACAAGAAUGAGAAACGUUUCAAGUGUGACAAGUGUGACUACUGCUGCAGACAGGAACGCCACAUGAUAAUGCACAAGCGCACGCACACGGGGGAGAAGCCGUUUGCUUGCAGCCAGUGUGAGAAAACAUUCCGUCAGAAACAGCUCCUGGACAUGCACUUCAAGCGCUACCACGAUCCCAACUUCAUCCCCACUGCCUUUGUCUGCGAAAAGUGUAACAAGACAUUUACACGCAGGAACACGAUGCUGCGUCAUGCUGACAGCUGCACAGGUGAAAGUGCUGGAGAAGAAAAUGGAACCCCUACCACCAAAAAGGGCCGUCGUGGCAGGAAGAGGAAGAUGCAGGCCAGGGCUGAUGAUGAUGAUGAUGAAGAUGAUGACACAGAGGGUGACUUGGAUGAAGCAGAGGAAGAAGACGAGCUGCUAGCUGAAAUCGAGAUGGAACAGGCUCCACCAGUUGUCCCCAUCCCAGCACCUGUGGAGCCACCGGUCAAGAGGAAACGCGGGCGGCCCCCAAAGAACAAGCUAGACACAGCGGCUGCCAUCAUCCGUGUUGAGGACGAGGUCACUGGAGAGGUUGAUGACAUCAUAGUGAAGAAGGAGAUCGGAGUGGAACACGAGGACCAGGAGGACGGCACCGAUGAUGGUGUAGAGCAGGUGGUGGUCGGUGAAGGGAAGUCAACUAUUGAGAUGGAGGAGCUGUCCCAUGAAGAGGGGGCAGCACAGGGGGCGCAGCUGUCCGGGGCCCCACCCAAUGGAGAUCUGACCCCUGAGAUGAUCCUCAGCAUGAUGGACCGGUGAUGGAUGUGAACCUGUAAACAACCCAUGACCACAUCUUUUUAAUUCUUGGCAUUUAGGAUCACAAACACUUGUAUCCUGCACAGAAAACAAACAUCACUGUUGUAAUUUAAGAUAUUGAUUUUUAACCAUGUAUCGACAAAGACUUGGAUAAAAUGAAAAGGAUUUUUAAUAAGGAUUUAACAACCAAAAAGGCUUUUCAGUACAUUUGAGUUUGAAGUGGCUGUAAUUGAAAGCAGUGUCUUUUUCACUGUCGCCCUUUGCGUCUCUUGGCUCUGAUUAUGUGGCAGAGAACGGCUCCUGUUCUGUCUAAAUUGCUGCAGAAUGAUCCAAUUAUAUUUUUACACAGUAAAAUAACAAAAUCUAAACCGUUCAUGUAGUUUUACCCCAAAAAAAUCCAUCCCUCUGUUUUUUUUUUUAUACAGCUAUUGCUAAGUAAUUUGCCUGUGUAAAUGGGUUAAGAAGUAGGGGACCUUGCUUUGGUGUCCAUAUUAAGUUAAAGUCAGUGAUGUUAGAGAUUUCUUGAAAAGGAGCAACAACCUUCAGGAAAAUGUUACUGCCAUUAAUCACAGUCACUUCAAGAUGAGAGAUAUUUUGAAUAUUUUUUAUUAUUUCUUUUCUGUGGUUACUAGGUCCCUUUUUUAAGAAUUUAUGUUUUUAAAAGCUUGAUAGAGUGCUCAUCUAAAGCUCCUUUUUUUUUUUUCUCCUGUAACACCCGUAGAUCAUGUAUAUGUACUAAAUAUGUCUAAGUGCGAGGAAAGACCGUUGCUUUUGUUCCAAUAUGUAGUCAUUCCACUUUGGGUUAAUGUUUUCCUUUUGUACCAUUGGCAAUGCUAUGUAGCGGCUUGAAUGACAUUUUAUUAACUGUGUGGCAGAAGAAAACAGAUGUAUGACUGUACAACCAAUAAAAAAAAAUUAGACAUGGAGACUGACGUUUAGGUUUCUGGAGCUGUAAUAUUUUCAAUACUGGAUAUUUAAAAUCAGUCAGGGUUAACUGGGCAGUUAAUGUAGGUUAGUGGUGUAGGUACAGCAAAUACAAGGCUUGAAUUAUUGCAACUGAGUGCUGACAGAAAUCCAUGUAUUUUGCUUGCAAUUAUAUUUUAUUAAAUUGAGGACUUGAUAUUAA